This is a messenger RNA of Carassius gibelio (silver crucian carp), 3217 nucleotides long. RefSeq lists its product as uncharacterized. Bases 740 to 2056 code for a protein of 438 amino acids. Gene Ontology annotation, biological process: regulation of transcription by RNA polymerase II. The record is from RefSeq and is a predicted model, not a curated record. NCBI's taxonomy places the organism in Eukaryota, Metazoa, Chordata, Actinopteri, Cypriniformes, Cyprinidae. Gene Ontology annotation, cellular component: nucleus. The transcript is spliced from 4 exons. Gene Ontology annotation, molecular function: RNA polymerase II transcription regulatory region sequence-specific DNA binding; DNA-binding transcription activator activity, RNA polymerase II-specific.
CAUGUGGUUAUAUAGUGCUCUACAUGGGUCUCUGUGCUUAGAUUUGUACUUUGAUAUACACCCAGUCUGGUUUUGGCAAUCUGGACCCAGUUUAAUAAUCAUCAGAAUUGACUUACCCUCUACAUUUCAAAAGGAAAUGCAUUUCUAAAACGCGAAUGCAGUGAACUUUAAUCGAGAUCAAGCGGGACAUGACAAAGUUUUGCCGACUGAAAUGUGGACUCGAGGUUGAAGUUCGGACUGAACUUGCUCCGUUAGUUUGGACUCUGUGCUGAGGGGCGCGGCGGCGGAUGGAUACGAGCUCAUGUGAUGCGGUUACUGUUUGGUUUGACGUGAUACUCCUCUGUUCUCCAAAACUUUUGAACGAUUUAUCGUGUAACCGAUCAGCCUCGACAUCAAAUGAAGAAGAGUGAGACAAUGUUCUACUAAAUUGAAAACGUGAGCUCUUCCACUGCGGUUUACUGCGCUCACAGAAGCUCUUCAGACCGGAUCACCUCAGCACGAUGGAGUUUCAGUUUUUCGCAUCUCUUUCCUGUAUGUGGCAUUUCUUCGAUUCUCAUGCAUUGUACGCAAUUCACCAUUUCAACCGGAAUACAGCAAAUUGUGGCGGCAUAGAUUAUUCCCAGGAAGACUCCCCUCAUUUGCACAGCCGGCUUAAGAGCUCCCUCUUUCCUACUGGCUAACGAAGGCCAAUCAUAGGUGGAGGGAGGAGUCUGCACAGACGUUGGACUAAAUUGAUUGGAUGACAAAAACUUUUGACGCUUACCCAAAUUCAACUUCCACGGAAUCCUCUCCUGGUUCCUCUAUCCCACCUUCACCUCUGGAGCAUGAUGUCCAAAUGCCCUCCGACUUGGAGGUUAUGACCACUCUUCUUAAAGAAGAACUGGCUCAACUGGAGGAUUAUUACCUGUAUGAAUCGGCACCUAUGAAAUUGGAGAAAUGGCAAAAAAGUGACAAAAGCUUGCAAGCUAUGGCUACGCAGUCAUACUAUCAGUUACCCUGCGCUUCGUACAAUGUAAACCAAUCUGAAACAAAUCCCAGGCUGGUUUCCCUAGCAACUGGAGAUCUCGACCUGAGAGGCUUCUGUGGGGGCUCCAUGAGCCGACCGAAAAUGUCUCGACCCGGCCCCUACAGCUACAUUCGGACACACUGCAACAGCCAAAGAAUAUCAACGAAUGGAUGUAAGGAUGUCGAAGUGUUUGAGAAGGAAACGUGGACUUUCAAAGGGACUCAUUCAGGUUAUGCAGAGCUGGCUUUUGACCAGUGCUCUGUCGACAGAUCCUUCGGAAAGAGCCACGCGAGUGCAAAGAAGGUUCGAGAAUGUGCCAUACUGUUGAAGGAAGAAGAAAAAAGUUGCUUUACGGAAGACGUGCUUUACCGAGCAGAGAUGAUGAGAAGUUACGAUCUCGGCGGGACACUGGAGCCCCACCACAGACGGGAGGGCCAGAGCCAUGGGAUGAAGAUGCUCGGCCACGACGGGAUUGCCAUGCCCAUUUUGCAGUGUGCCGAGAGCGAGAGCUGUCCGCCGUAUAAACAGUCCGAAGUAGCCGAGUGCUACUUUCAUCAGAUCACUGCCAAUUUAGAGCCAUAUCACGGCUUCAUGAAUGAAAUCGAUCAGCCAAUCAGAACUGGGGCUGUUGAUAUCCAGAAUAAUGACUACUUGCACCACGAAUGCCUUGGGGAUCAAAGCUUUGAAUGUCUGUCCGGAGACAGUGUUGGGUCCUCUUUGGAGUUGCCCCUCCAGAAACCACUACAAAGGUCACGGGAAAGUCAGUGUGUAUUUAAGCCAGAUGUUAAAGUAGGUUCCUUGGAGAGAAACCAUGGAGAACGCAAGCAGAAGAAGAGGGAUCAGAACAAGUCUGCUGCCCACAGGUACCGUCAGCGUAAGAGGGUGGAGCAGGACUGUUUGGAGGAGGAGCUUCAUGGUUUGGAAGGGCGGAACAGAGAACUUCGGGACAAAGCAGAAUCUGUAGAGAGAGAGAUUCAGUAUGUGAAAGAUCUCCUGAUUGAAGUCUACAAGGCUCGCAGUCAGCGCUUAAAAGAGGAUUCCAGUGCCUAAACCGUCUUUUACCAGCAUUUCACUUAUACCAGACUCUGACAGCAUGUUUUUAUGCUCUAAAUAGUUAGUAACAAAAAAAAAAAUCAAGAGCUCAUGUAUUAAAAUGGUUGUGUUUUUCCAAAGCGAAAUCCGCAUGGUUUCAUGAAACUGAGAGCAUAAUAUCUGAAGCACUGUGAUGAUAGCCUUGAACACAUACUAGCUUGGUAUUUCAAUUUACAGUGAUAUAUUUAAUGAAAAGCUGCCCAUCUCAAGGUUUGACUGAAUUUCUUUCUUCACAAUCUGUGCUACUUUUAUUGAAAGAUAUUCUGUACAGGCUUGCUCCAUUCUUUAUUUAUCAUGGAAAAUCAGCACAACAUGAGAAUUUGUAAUAAUGUAGCGACAUGGUCAAAAUUCUUACUAUUGUAAUAAUGCAAAACACUGCAAUGUAUAAUGUCACUACCUUUUUUGUUGUCCGUCUUUUAGGUUUUAUAUUUUCAUGUAUUUUCUUCUAUUUCUCCUUUAUUUGUGAAAUAUCUCAUGUAAUUAUAUUUAGAAUACAGGAGAAACAGCUUUUGAAGUUAUAAUUAAAUUGCUUUAAAAUAAAUUAUACAUGAAGGUUAAUAGCAUAUUAAUGACUGAAUUAUUUUUUAUGUUCUUUUUUUUUUUUGCCUCAGGUAUGGAAUGCAUGUCUAAUACAUUGAAAAGCAUGAUGGGUUACAAUUUAUUGCAUGACCCAAAAUAUGAAAUGAAUGCUUUUGUGCAUUAUGACAAUAUGUAGAAUUUUUAUUUUGCCCUUUUGUUUUAUACUCAUUAACAUAGUGCUUUAAAAAAUAUGUGCUUUGUUUCUUCUUUUUAAUUUAGAAUUAAUGUAUGUAAUAGGUAUGAGAUAUAGAUUGUUUUUAUGCUGGUUUGCGGAAAACAAUCACUGUCAUUUGCUACAGGAUUUAAAAUUCUGAAGAAUUUGAACGAUUUCAACUUAUUUGAACAGGUGCACAUUACUACAGUAGUUUACUGUGCCUCUGAAAACAGACAAGAGUAGCAAAUCUGAAUGCAUUUAUUUCUGCAGGUUUUAAUGUGUUUCAGAAUCUACCAACACUUGAUUAAUAAAUACAAAUUAUAUUGUGCAGUAAUUCUUAUUUUUUGGUUGAUUAAAAUGUCAAUAAAUGAUUCUUAAAUAUUUUA